This is a messenger RNA of Gigantopelta aegis, 1933 nucleotides long. RefSeq names its product m-AAA protease-interacting protein 1, mitochondrial-like. The record is from RefSeq and is a predicted model, not a curated record. Gene Ontology annotation, molecular function: ribosome binding. The coding region runs from base 28 to 924 and encodes 298 amino acids. The transcript has 5 exons. Gene Ontology annotation, cellular component: mitochondrial inner membrane. Gene Ontology annotation, biological process: inner mitochondrial membrane organization; protein insertion into mitochondrial inner membrane from matrix. Lineage: Eukaryota; Metazoa; Mollusca; Gastropoda; Neomphalida; Peltospiridae.
UUCACAUAUUUUCCUUUUAAAAUAAAAAUGGCGUUUAGUUCAGUAAUUUCAAGAGCAUCUUUACUUUAUUUAACAUUUAGACCAACCGUAGCAAAAGCAGCUAGCAAAUUCGCCAAAGUGACCAGUUCAACAACUAAAAGAAAUCUUGUUCUUUUGCAACACAUCGCCAAAUCUUCCUGCAGGAAUCGUCUGCUGUCGACGUCGGUCUCGGGUUGUCAAACCGUGAACGUGACUCCGUAUUCGAGCAGACGACAGCACACAGUGUCGCACAAGUCGCACGUAGCGCUGCUGUUUUCUAGACCCUUUUCGUCCGACGGCUAUGACAAUGACCGAGAAAGCAGUGGAGCCUCCAGGACACCUCUACAGUUGAUGGAUUUCCCCAGGAUCUGGUGGCCCAACCCAAUCAAAUGGUUCAAAAACAAACUGUUCACAGUAUUGAUUACUGGUUACUUUGAUGAGAGUUUCAACAUGGACUCCUUUCUAGAUGGUUCACUUGGGGCUGUAGCACACGUCUCAACCUGUAUUUCUAAUGGAGAUUUUUCUGCAUUGAAAGGACUCGUAACUAGUGAGGCUAUAGAAGAAGUACAGAAAAGCUAUGAACAUUUGGAUGUCAAACAGCGCAGAUUCCUCUCCGUCAACCCCAAAGACAUUUUCUACAUGUUUAUCUACGAGAUUGGCAUGAUAUUCGACUCCAGUACAAAUCAAAGGUUUGUGGAAAUCACUGUUGCUCUACAAGGUUUCCAUGACUACCACGAGGUUAUACAGACACCGGUGGCCAAAUACCUGGAGAUUUUCCGCGAGAAUGUCGAACAGAUGUAUAUUUGUAAUUACAGAUUUAGCCGAGAGUACACUAAAGGAGUAGAGAGCGAAUGGACGAUAAGCAAACUGAAUCACUUCACACCGUGGGAAGACUACAGGACCUAGACGAUGUGUAGCAGAUCGCCAACUGAAACAUUUAAAAACUUAACGGCCGAAUUUACGACGCCAGUUUUUUUCUUUUCUUGAACACAGGUGUUUAAGCAUUGCAAAUGUAUGUGGUUACAUGCGUGUAAUAGAAAAAAACAGGCUUCGUAAAUUCAUUCCAUUCCGAGACAUUUACUAAAACACUUGAAAAACAGAUACGAAGUAUUGAAGUGCAUCUACAUAACAUUCUACAAAUCGGAGAAAAAAAUUAUUUUGGAAUUCCAUAUUUUAGCGCUACCCCUAACCUGUUCCUAUGCAUGGCGUCUGCAGGAUGGUGAGGGGGUGUUGAAGGGGUCACUUACAUAUAGUAUUAACAAUGUGGGUAGCUAAAGAUUUUUUGCGCACUACCCUGUAUUAUUUGUUUUUAAUGUGGACCAUAUUGCGAUCUUUUCAAAUGGAAGUCAUCAGAUGACAGUUUCUUUCGUAGUCGUACAAGACUAGAGCUUGGAUGUCAGAGCCAUAUUUAGCCUAAAAACGUUUGGGGUGUGGAUGUUGCCGGAAUACUGUCAAAAAAGGAUAUCACAGAGAUGAACAUUCCUAAAAUAUAUUCGAUAAAAGAAAAGCGAAUAUUUUAAUAUAAUACAUAAAUUAUUAGUGAUCUUAACAUUUAGUGAAUUCCAAAUAAGUGACAUAUUAGCUACAUAAAACUUUAUCAAGAUCGUCAUAUCAGAAACUUAAAAAAGAAUAAGGUUAAGUUGUAGGAUCAGUUGUCGAAUUUUAAUGUUAUGCAGCUUACAGACAUGUUGAAUUUAGUAGCAAAUUGCAGUAAUGUGCAUGCUAACUAACUAGUGUUUUUUGCUAUCCUUUUGGUCUACAGGGUAAUCAAUAGUAUGUAACCAUUGUUCUGCCUUCUGUUAAUCACAGACAAAAGCUUUCUGGAACAGUCUGUUGGAUGUCUCUUUAAAUUUAGUAUCUUGAAAUAAAUAUCAGCAUCGUGGAUGACCUCAUUAAAUUUGCUAACAUUUCCUCA